CUCUGUCCAUUGGCUGCAGGUACCGCACCCGUUUCAUCUAUUAGCUGCCGGUGCCGCUCGAGCUCUGAUCGGAGGUGGCCGGUAGACCCUGUCAUGCGCACUUAGUAGGCGGCGCCAAACCCCCUUCAUUUCCAUGGCGACCGAGGAGGUGGCAGCGGCUCGCCGGAAGGCGCUGUCUCUGCUCCGGGCAGCUCGUUCCCGCUACGAGAGCCUGCAGAUCUCGGACGAUGUGUUUGGUGAAUCCGGCGGCGGCAGCAGCAGCGACGACAACCCAUUCUACAGUACCUCGGCGGGCAGCUCGCAGUCCGACUGGGAGGAAGAGGAGGAGGAGGAGGAAGAGCCGGGGGCGACUAGCGGGAGUGUGAGGCCGGCGGACACCGACCGUGAGCCGGGCGAGGAGGAGGAGGAGGAGGCGGGAUGGACAGAACGACUGAAGGACAUCGCCUUCCCUCCGUUCACUGACUCGACCGGUCCUGUACAUAAAAUGCCACUAAAUGCAAGUGCUAUUGACUUUUUUCAGCUUUUUGUCCCUGAUAAUGUUAUAAGGAAUAUGGUUGUUCAAACAAAUAUGUAUGCCAAAAAGUACCAAGAAAAAUUUGGCUUUGAUGAAGGUUGGAGUGCCGUUAGUCUUCCAGAGAUGAAAACCUUCUUGGGAUAUAUGAUUUCCACCAGCAUUCACCACUGCGAGUCUGUCCUCAGUAUAUGGAGCAGUGGGUUUUAUAGCAACAAAAGUAUUGCUUUGAUGAUGACACAAGCCAGAUUUGAAAAGAUCCUGAAAUACUUCCAUAUUGUAGCAUUUCGAUCCAGUCAGACGACACAUGGUCUAUAUAAGAUUCAACCCUUUUUGGAUUGCCUGCAAAUGACAUUUGAUGCAGCGUUCAAGCCUUCUCAAACCCAGGUACUUCAUGAACCACUAAUAGACGAAGAUCCACUCUUUAUUGCCACAUGUACAGACCGAGAGUUGCGUAAAAGGAAAAAGCGGAAGUUCAGCCUCUGGGUCCGUCAAUGUGCAUCAACAGGCUACAUCUGUCAGAUUUACAUUCAUUUGAAGGAAGGAACAACUGCAGACGGGCUAGAUACUUUGAAGAACAAGCCACAGCUACACAGUCUUGUGGCAAAAAGCCUUUGUCAGAAUUUGAUGGGAAAGAACUACAUCAUAUAUACUGGCCCCAGCAUAACCAGUUUAAAUCUUUUUGAAGAAUUUGAGAAAAAAGGGAUUUAUUGCUGUGGACUUCUGAGCACCAAGAAGAGUGACUGCACGGGAUUGCCACAGUCCAUGUUGGUUAACCCUGAGCCGCCUCGUGUCAGAGGCCAUUACAGAGUACGAAUGAAAAGAAACAUGUCAUUAAUCAGCUGGUCCAACAAAGGACAGUUCUACUUCCUCACAAAUGCAUACUCUCCAUUCAAAGAAGGUGUCAUAAUUAGAAGGAAGAGUGGAGAGAUUCGUUGUCCAUUAGCAGUCGAGGCUUUUGCUGCACACCUUGGUUAUAUUUGCAAGUACGACGAUAAGUAUAGCAAAUACUUUAUAUCACAUAAACCUAACAAGACUUGGCAGCAAGUAUUCUGGUUUGUCCUCAGUAUUGCUGUCAAUAAUGCAUACAUCUUGUACAAGAUGUCUGAGGCAUAUCUGGUCAGGCGGUACACCCGGUUGCAGUUUGGUGAAAGACUGGUCAAAGAGCUCUUUGGAAUUGAAGAGCAUCUUCCUUCAAAGUGAUUCCUGCUGGCAGUCCUUGUACUGACGUCAAAUUGUUGCACUGCAUCCACAGGGCUAAACCACAUCUCACAACCUUGUCCCAAACAUUAUUUUUAAAAAAGAUUUUGUCAUCAUCAAGCUUUUACAUAAAAAUCUGCAAACACGUCUCUUAACUCCCAGCUCUGCCACAGAAACUACAGCCAAACUGAAGACCAUUUAUAAGGAAGCUGGAAACAGAUACUGCCAUUUAUAAAAACCUGAUAGUGAAAAUAACUUGUUUGGAUUUCUGCUACAGAAAGAAUGGUGGGAAACCAGACUUGCAAAGGUGAAUCUACCUGCAAUGACAACACAAGGUUGAUAAAUUGUGGUCUGAUUGUGGCAUUUAUAAAAAAUGUACUUGGGGGUGUAAAAUAUGCACUUUUAUAUGCAAAUUAUGCACGUGUGGGUAAUCAUAAAACCAUCAAGGAAUCAUUUUGUUUUCAAAAAAACAAUAUUAUCUUUGUUACUUAAUGAUUUGCGCCUUCAUUAUUGUUCAAUAAUGUCAUCCAAUGAGUCCUCCAUACAUAGUGCAAUCAACAGCCCUGUUUAGAUAUUUAUAAUGAAAGAUUUAAUAUGCAUACUGAAUGUUUACAUUGGACUAGUUAUUAAGUCACAUUCAGAGUUCACAAUUUCUGCUAUGUACUGCAUUUAGAACCUAGUUCACCAGGCAUAAAUUACAUUCUUUAUUCACUGACUAUACUUUGUCACUACAGGUUCGUUGUUGCUUGGAAUGCUAAACGUUUAUGUGGAGGUAGAGUUUAAAACUGAUGGAUGACAAUCUCCCCACAGUGGGUUUUUAAAGUUUAUUUGGGGUUGUUAGGUACUGUAGAACUAUAAUAGUGACAAUGGUAUGUGUGAAUACAGUGGAUGAAUUAACUGGUGGCAUUUCGUAUUUCCUAGAAGUAGGCCUGCCAUUUAUUUAUUCAAGAUAGAGGAACCACUGGCAAAAGAGAAAUCUUAAGUCCUUAAGUGAACUGUGCUAAAUAGGGGAUUAUUGUCCAGUUAUUAAAUCUCUAUCUUGGUGUGGAAACAGCAUGCAGAGUUAAUCUGUAGCUUUCAUGUGGGAUUCACUUUCUGUUAGUUAAUUUGUACUCAAGCAAUGUAUGUGUCUCAAAAGUGCCCUGUACAUUACAGAUCUGUUGUACUUAAAAUAUAAAAGAUGUAUGUUAACAUUUACAAUAAAGGAAAAUUGUGGUGAAGAUUUAUGCCUUGGUGUUGAUUAAUUGUAAAAAAAUAUCUCUGUUGUAUAUGAUGACAAACACUUUGAUAAUAAAUUUACUUUGAACUUAAGUAUUCAACUGGUAAUAGAACACUACUGUUAAGCAGAUAUGAAGUAGGUACACCUAAUUAAUGCAAGUAUCAAAUUAGCCAAUCAUGUGGCAACAGCUCAGUGCAUAAAAGCUUACAUACUUAUUUUAUGGAUUUGUUAAUGAGAGAUAACAGAGGAGAAAGGCCAGACUGCUUCAAGAGGAAGGUGUUACAACAAUGGCGUCCAGAACAUCUGAAUGUACAACUCAUUGAACCUCAAAGUGGAUGGGCUGCAACGGUUCAACUCCUGUAACGUAACCAUUACAUGUAAUGCCAAGUAACAAUGUUCUUUUUCUUGAAUACAUUAUCAGAUGGCUGCUACUGGGUUCAUAUCACCACAUCCAAAUUCUAUUUAAUUGAUUUGUGAGACGCUUUCAAAGGUUCUCAAGAGGCACUAUAUAAAUAUUCAUAAAUUUUAAAAAAAACAAAUGCUAGAUAUUCAGCAGAUCAGAUAAGGAAAGGUUUCUAAAUUUUCAACCUGAAAUGUUAACUCCAGUUCACUUGUUGCCUGACCCAAAUGUUUCCAUCAUUUUUUGCUGUUUCGCAUUUCCAUUUUCUGCAGUGUUUUCUAAACAAAAACUAUCUGACAAUACAACCUAAGUUUUAAAAGAAAACCAUGAAAGAUGGACUUUAAAGGUCACAAGUUUAUUACAGUUGAUUCAUUUUCAAGGAUGCUUUCCAUCACAUCUAUAAAACUAAGCAAGAUCAUGCUUUAUAGCAAGAAAAGAUGUGGGGAAGUUUUUCAACACCACAGUGACAGCAUUGUGCACAAUAAUAAUGUUACUCUUUACAAAAAUUGGAAACAUUACUUUUUCUUGGGGGGGGAGAGUGUAGGGAAAGAAUUUAACAUAGUCACAAGUCACUUCAAAACAAAAAUAAGUCUAAUGAUGUUCCUUGGAGAUUAAAAUAUUGGUGGAAUUGUAGCACCAAUCCCAUCCAUAUCUGGGGAGUUGUAAAGAUCAAGAGGGUAUUCUCUAAUAGAACAAAAUGCUAUUUAAAGUUUCAAGACUAUUAUAAAUGGAAAGGACACAGCUCUUCUACAAAAUGAACUUUGGCACAUUGUGGCAUGUAAACACAGUUUUUGAAAAUUGAUAUAUUCAGCAGCAGUAUAACCUUCCAACCUUGAACCUGACCGUUUUACUCUGUGCAGUUUCUGCUCAUGAAAGUUGGUAUCAAAAUCACUGUCGGCCCUUUCACAGAAACAAAUUUAUGGAGGAAAGAGAGGUGAGCGUGAGAGAGAGAGACACACACACACACAUUUACAGAGAGAAUCAUCCUUUAGUAUUCCUGGUAGUGCCAGACACCUUUAUUGCAUUGUGGUCAAUAAAACUUAACAGUGUAACCUGACAAGACAGUCAACAAUUUGGUAAACCAAAUAAAUAUAAAUGAAAUAAGACUUCACAGAAAAUUGAUAUUAAGCAGAACUUAGCAUAGGUGAGCUUGAGAGGCAAAUGACCUGAUUUCUCCAAAAUAGCUAUUGCUUUCAAUUCACUUAGCCACUUACUUGAUGGAUUCCUCUUAAGCCUUUGAACAUGAGAUAAAACAAAAUAUAAAGUACCAUCACUGCUGAAGAUAUAAUCACCUAA
This is a messenger RNA of Hypanus sabinus (Atlantic stingray), 4626 nucleotides long. It is a transcript of the gene pgbd5, whose product is annotated as piggyBac transposable element derived 5. Gene Ontology annotation, cellular component: nucleus. Lineage: Eukaryota; Metazoa; Chordata; Chondrichthyes; Myliobatiformes; Dasyatidae. The transcript is spliced from 7 exons. Gene Ontology annotation, biological process: non-replicative DNA transposition. The record is from RefSeq and is a predicted model, not a curated record. Gene Ontology annotation, molecular function: transposase activity. The coding region runs from base 134 to 1714 and encodes 526 amino acids.